Schistosoma haematobium is the source of this 2577-nucleotide messenger RNA. RefSeq names its product Rab-like protein 6, variant 4. The record is from RefSeq and is a predicted model, not a curated record. NCBI's taxonomy places the organism in Eukaryota, Metazoa, Platyhelminthes, Trematoda, Strigeidida, Schistosomatidae. The coding region runs from base 768 to 2468 and encodes 566 amino acids. The transcript is spliced from 14 exons. Gene Ontology annotation, cellular component: nucleus; cytosol. Gene Ontology annotation, molecular function: GTP binding; GTPase activity.
GACAAACAUUCCCGUCAUUACGAAAACGUACGUUUCUUUUAAGUUUAAUGGUCAAUCCUGACAUUUGUUCGGAAAAAAGUUUUAAAAUUAAGUGAAUAACUACUCAAGACAUGUCAAGCCGCAAGAACGUACUUAAAUAUAUAAGCGGACCCCAUUGUUUUCUUAUAAGUUAGCCCUAUGGGGCUAACUUCAGAAAUAUCUGCAAAAUCUCGGAAUUAAUGUAUAAUUUCAAUAAUCCAAGAGACCCCGUGCUUUCUAACGUAUUAAUUCCUGUUAACGUGAUAUCAUAGCACAAGUAAAAUGAAAAAGUGGUUAUCUUGUAAAAUCUUCUUACAUUUUAAAAGUUGUCGUCUCAAAAUCUACACUCUCUUAAGUAAUACAAUAUCGUAUCAUAUACUGGAUACUUGUCAUCAAAUGGAUGCGUUAGAGAUCAUCGCUAUAGUUGUUAAACAAUGUAGUUCAACUAUCCUCAAACUUAUUAAAUCUAGUGCCGAUUUGUUUAGCCUCCCUCCCAUCAAAUUUCCUCAACCGAUAUUAAUCUUCAAUUAAAGUCAACCAUCCCCAAACCAACAGGAUCUCUGCAAAUCAUGUGGUUGAAUUUAUGUAGUACUGUUUAUUCGUAUACCUAAGUGUAACAAUUUCUUUUGACGUAUACCCCUUCAUUUUCCAUUUUUUUAUUUGACUUGUAGUACCGUACUUACUGCCAAAACUAUUUGUACAAAAUCGAAAAUAAACGUCUUUACUGAACUUGCGAAUUUUUGCUUAGCAUGUCUUUAGCUAGAAAGUGGUGGGAUAAAAAUGAAUCAACUACCAAAAGGUAUUCAUCUGCCGAUAUACAGCCUAUUGGUGAAUAUUUACAAGAGAAAUUUUCUCAUGGAGUCGACUAUAAUAUGAAAAUUGUUAUACGCGGUGAUCGUAAUGUUGGAAAGUCAGCUUUACUUUCGCGCUUGAAGGGUGAACAGUUUAAAGAAGAAUACAUCCCAUCCAAUGAGAUUCAAUUGGCUAACAUUCAUUGGAAUCAUCAGAAUUCCCAAAGUGUAAUUAAAGUAGAAGUUUGGGAUGUUGUUGAUAAAGGUAAACCUAGGAGUAGCGCUUCGAAAGGCUUGAAGUUUUUCAAUAAACUAACAAAAGGCCAACCUGUUAUCAAUAUUGGUGGACAGGCUGGAAAUAUUGAACCAUGUCUAGAUGCAAGUUUUAUUAAUGUCUACAAAGGUGCACAUGGUGUUAUCUUAAUGAUGGAUAUGACAAAAUCAUCGACAUUUGAAUAUGUAUGUCAUGAACUUGUACAAAUUCCUCCAAAACUGCCCAUAUUAAUUGUGUCAAAUUUCCAUGAUAUACAAGAACAACGUAAAAUCACUGAAGAACAAGUUCAAAUGUUCCUCAAUGAUUCUAUUAUGCAAUCAAAUCAGUAUAAUGUUACAUCUGAUGAAAAAUUCAAUGAAUUAUCAAGAAAUAUUUAUGUACAAAAGAGUUCAUCAUCAAAUCCGAUUCGCUCUAUCCCCGUACAAUAUUGUGAAUCUUCAAUGAAAACCGGUUUAGGUUUGAUGUAUGUGUAUAAGUUCCUGAAUAUACCAUUUUUAUGUCUACAACGUGAUGUACUACAAUAUCAAUUGAAACGUAAUUAUGAUGAAAUGAUUCAUGUUUUAUAUGAGUUAAGUCCAAAAACUGAUAAUCAGACACCAGAACAACGUUUUAGUUAUAUCGAUUCUGAUCAGAAGAGAACAACUGAUGAAUCGUCAUCAUCACGAACGUGUUCUUCUUCUUUUUCUGUGAUAAAAGAGAAUGUUGUAAACUUUCCAAUUAAAUUAACUGAAUCAAAUAGGACAACAGUAAUCUCUUUCAACCCAUCCAAUAUGAAUAAUGAAAAUAAUUUUGAUGAUAAUCAGACUAAUGUUCAUAUGAAAAGAGAUGAAUACAAGACUAAUGAAAUCAAUGAACAGUUGAAACAGAAUCCAAUGGUGAUAGCAUUCAGUGAAGAAAUUGAUCCUGCUGAUAAUGAAAUAUAUUAUCUUAAUAACAAUACUAUUAGUAUUACUAAUAAUAAUCAUUCAGAAUCACCUACGGGAUCGUAUGCAACGUUUACUCCGAGUAGUGAUAAUGACAAUAAUGUUUUUAAUAUUAAUGAUGAUAAUUUACAUUUCGAAAAUAAUAAAAAAUUAUCCCAUGAAAUAAUGGAUGAAUUACAGUUGAAGUUACGCUUAGAACAAUGUCACUCUCAUGGGAAAAAAGUUAAUUUGGAUCAUUCAAAUCAGUUCAAUAGUUCCGAAUUAAAAAUUGUAGAUGGCACGAUGAAAAGUUCUGGACAACUGAGAAAAUCUGAGUCUAGACAAAAUAAGAACACAGACGAACAGGAAAGUGUACUUCGUACGAACUUAAAAAACGAUAAAGAUUUGUCAAUAUCUAAUGAAAAUAUAAUUAUACUACCUACAGAUGAUGAUGCCCUGGAAAAAUUUCUUGAAGAUAGCUAAUAAAAACAAAACUCCAAAUCGUCUUUCUUUUGUGCUCCUUUAAGUGGAACCCUAACUUUCAUCCUUAAUCUUUUGUACAAAGAAAUUAAAUAUACCUUUCCUAUUCUCA